AUGAGUAGUAUCAAUGAUUGUAUUGUAACAACAUCACUAACAACCACACCGUCGUCAACUACAUCAUUAGAUUUAGCAUCAUCAUCAUUGCCUCCAUACCCAAGUAAAUAUGUUAUGUCAGUUAUUGUUCCAAUAACUACUAUAAAACAAGAUGCGGAUGAGGGUGAAAGAAAAGAAGGUGAAGAAGGAGAUCAAGCAACUGGUGAUAACAAUAGCAUUGUAAUUGAUAUUAACAACAACAACUACUACAAUAAUGACAGUGAUGUGAUGAGUGAAAUUAUGAGUGAAAUAAACGGUGAAAAAUAUUAUAAUGGAAUUAAAGUGCCUCCUUUAGGUGCAAGAAUCAUACCAUUAGAAAGACAAAUGGAAAUCAGCAAAGAACUAUCUGAAAAACAAAACUAUCAUCAAUAUUAUGAUAAUCAAUCAGAUUAG
Entrophospora candida is the source of this 432-nucleotide messenger RNA. The record is from the annotation of a GenBank genome assembly. Lineage: Eukaryota; Fungi; Glomeromycota; Glomeromycetes; Entrophosporales; Entrophosporaceae.